AUGGGCAUCACGUUCGCCAAACUCUUCCAGCGCCUGUUCUCCAAGAAGGAGAUGCGGAUUCUGAUGGUUGGUCUCGAUGCCGCGGGUAAGACGACGAUUCUUUACAAGCUCAAGCUCGGGGAGAUCGUCACGACGAUUCCGACCAUUGGGUUUAACGUCGAAACCGUCGAGUAUAAAAACAUUUCGUUCACGGUUUGGGACGUCGGUGGACAAGAUAAGAUUCGCCCGUUGUGGAGACAUUACUUCCAGAACACGCAGGGUUUGAUUUUCGUCGUCGACAGUAACGAUCGCGAUCGUGUCUCCGAGGCGCGCGACGAGUUGCACCGCAUGUUGAACGAAGACGAACUCCGAGACGCGGUGUUGUUGGUGUUCGCCAACAAGCAAGAUUUGCCGAACGCGAUGAGCGCGGCGGAAAUCACGGACAAGCUUGGCUUGCACUCUUUGCGUCAGCGUCACUGGUUCAUUCAAUCCACGUGCGCCACCUCUGGUGAAGGUCUCUACGAAGGUCUCGACUGGCUAUCCUCGAACAUUUCGCAGCGUGCGUAAGCGGCGGGCGCGACGAGGCUUGGAUGUUCGGCGAGUGAGACGAUUUAAACAAAAUAGAGUGGUAGAGCGGCGGUGAGUGCCGUCGAGCGUGCGCGCGUAUAGGCGAAGUAACAGUUAAACGAAGACCUGGGAAAGGAACGUGUAGUGACAACGAAGAGAAACAGGAGCGCGCGAGCGCGGCGUUGUGAUGAAAAUUCAAACCAGAUGAUGCAAUUCCUUUCUAAUGUUAAACGUGCUACGUCUCGUCUACUUGGAUUGUAUCGUGACUACUUCAGCGCGCUCGCGGCGUCCACGAGAUCGCUCACUUCCAAACGCGCCGAUCCUUUGCCCAUGGUGCUGCUCAGGUACGCCUUUCGCACGUACUUGCUCGCGUUCGGCGCACCUUUCCCUUUAGGUCUCAGCGCCAAGAGCUCACGAAACACGGUGGCAACGUUUUCCACCAAAUGUUCCUCCUCGAAGUUCACUUUUCCAACCAUGACGUGCACGAUGGCGUUUUUCUCCGCUCUAAACUCCACGCGCCCGCCGAGGUGUUCGCGCACCGCCUCGGCGACGUCCGUCGUCACCGUCCCCAAUUUCGGAUUCGGCAUCAACCCUCGCGGGCCUAAGAUCCGCGCGAUCUCCUUCAACUUCGACAUCAUCCCCGGCGUCGCGAUCGCCUUAUCGAACUGAAUCGUCCCCG
Molecule: messenger RNA, 1225 nt
Organism: Ostreococcus lucimarinus CCE9901
Lineage: Eukaryota; Viridiplantae; Chlorophyta; Mamiellophyceae; Mamiellales; Bathycoccaceae
Exons: 2
Coding region: 1-546 (181 amino acids)
Biological process (GO): vesicle-mediated transport; intracellular protein transport
Cellular component (GO): cytoplasm
Molecular function (GO): GTP binding; GTPase activity
Source: RefSeq, a predicted model, not a curated record